Prunus armeniaca (apricot) is the source of this 213-nucleotide messenger RNA. Lineage: Eukaryota; Viridiplantae; Streptophyta; Magnoliopsida; Rosales; Rosaceae. The record is from the annotation of a GenBank genome assembly.
AUGCCUUGGAGGAAUGGCAGUACAGGAGCACAAACAAAUGGAGGUGCCGUGGAGGACACACGGUUGGCUUUCGAGUCACACCCGGGCGGGGUGCAUCUCUUUAAUGUGGAAAAUGUGGAAGUACUUGACCAACGAGCUAGGUGUUUGUUAAUGGUUGAGUGCGGCAAGAGACGGAGGUCUCGGCCCAAAAGAGGGAAAGGAAUACAACUUUGA